Cydia amplana is the source of this 981-nucleotide messenger RNA. Its product is annotated as lipase member H-like. The transcript is spliced from 2 exons. The record is from RefSeq and is a predicted model, not a curated record. Gene Ontology annotation, biological process: lipid catabolic process. Gene Ontology annotation, molecular function: lipase activity. Lineage: Eukaryota; Metazoa; Arthropoda; Insecta; Lepidoptera; Tortricidae. The coding region runs from base 96 to 980 and encodes 294 amino acids.
AACCAGCCAUAAUAAGGCCGCCAAGUUUGAAGAAACUCACCAUUUCCGUGGUCGGAAAACACGGGAACAUAACAGGAUCAUACAACUACUAUCACAUGCAUAAUUUAGCCAAGAAUCCUGACAUAGACUUUAGCAAGAAGACAUUUAUGUAUGUUGGCGGAUAUUUGGAUUCGACGACGUGGCAGAUUGACGAUUCUUGGGUCAGGUGUAUAAGAAGAAUGGAUAUAAUACGCUUGUACUGGAAACAUUGGAGUUUACAGCUACCUUUUAUCCUAUCGCUGUUCGCCACAUGCACCCAAUCGGUAAACACGACAGAAAUGCUGGUAACUCUAAAAGAGUACAGUCUCAACCCAAAAAAAUUGGAACUCGUCGGCAUUAGCCUGGGAAACCAAACCAUGGGUUUCAUAGCCAAGAACUACCGAUUUAUGACCGGCCAGAACAUUUCAACCCUGACUGCAUUAGAUCCUGCUGGACCCUGCUUCAGGAAUGUUCCACCAGAUCAAAGACUCGAUAAAUCUGACGCUGACUUUGUUAUGGGGGUGAUUACUAACAUGGACGGCUCUGGCAUAUCAAUACGCAUCGGACAUGUGAUGUUUUACGUCAACGAAGGUGAAUUUCAGAACGGCCAUUAUUGGUGGCUCCCCUGCGAUGUUUCUUGCAGUCACAUAAGGUCGUACUUCCUUUGGUGGUCGGCUUUGUUGAAUCCUGGUAACUUUAUAGGGAUUCGUUGUGAUUGCGUACAGAAUGCUAAGGAUGGAGACUGCUUCGAUGGAAAGCCUAUCACAAAUACAAUAGAUCUUUAUACUAAUAGAAGAAAUACGGGAAUCUAUUACCUAAGGACGUCCAAUAGACGGCCGUUUGCUUUAGGAAAGAGAGGCCUGAAGAAACCGAGAGAUAUGUACAUGCCGAGAUCUCAACGAAUAGAUAUUCCUGAUUUUUUAAAGUUCAUACAUUCGUCAAUUUUGAAAUUAUAUAAUUAAA